Pyricularia grisea is the source of this 756-nucleotide messenger RNA. RefSeq lists its product as uncharacterized. The transcript has a single exon. Lineage: Eukaryota; Fungi; Ascomycota; Sordariomycetes; Magnaporthales; Pyriculariaceae. The record is from RefSeq and is a predicted model, not a curated record. The coding region runs from base 1 to 756 and encodes 251 amino acids.
AUGACGUCCGGGAGAACAAUGUUUCCGACAAUUGCACCGCCGGCCUGGCCAGCCCAGCUGCAGUCAUCAACCUGGUCCGUCUCACCAACAAUCGUAGACGGCGGGAGUCAAGGGCCCACCCUCAACCACACCGUAGCCCGCUACUUCGCGCUGGCGUCUUUUCGAGGCCUAUUCACAUUCGCCGGGUUCGUGUUCCUGUCGCCUUUUGUAGAAUCACUGGCGCAAAACGCCGUCAUCCUCGCGUUCCUGCUUCUCGUGGCGGAGCUGCUGACCGCGCACCGGUCACUAAAAGCCAGCGACAUGGAAGCCAAGCGCGCCUGGACCAUCGCCAACCUAGCGCUGUUCAUCGCCGUCUUCAUGUCGUUGAUCGUGGGCAUCGCGGCCCCGGCGUCGCUGAAGCCGUUCCCGCCUGGUUCUGAUCGCAGAGGCGAGCCCGCUCCGCUAAUCGUCCGCACGCCCACCAUAUGGGCCUUCUUGGCCACCGUCGGUGCAGGCUUCACCCUCCCGGCCGUCCGCGUGCGAAACUGGCGUCGCGGACUGGACAGCGGGGUCGACAAGUUUCCCGGCGUGGAUGCCCCCGUACACUCCCCUGCGUCCACAGCGGUGACUUUGGGGUCUGAAGGCUUCGUUGGUGAGCCGGCAGCUCUGGAGCAGCCGUAUUCCGACUCACCAGAUUCUCAGCGGACGGAUUUGUCGGGAAUGGAAGGGGAGGGUGGGGCUUUGGCGGAUGCGUUUGCUAUUCAAAACAAUGCUUGA